This is a messenger RNA of Larimichthys crocea (large yellow croaker), 8705 nucleotides long. RefSeq names its product dentin sialophosphoprotein. Lineage: Eukaryota; Metazoa; Chordata; Actinopteri; Sciaenidae. Gene Ontology annotation, molecular function: ubiquitin protein ligase activity. Gene Ontology annotation, cellular component: site of DNA damage; nucleus. Gene Ontology annotation, biological process: replication fork processing; protein ubiquitination. The coding region runs from base 341 to 3397 and encodes 1018 amino acids. The record is from RefSeq and is a predicted model, not a curated record. The transcript is spliced from 10 exons.
CUGCAGUGGGCAGUGAUGGUGAUGGAGGAAGAGGGGGUGAGAGAGUGAGAGAUGUGUGAGGACGAGAGAAGCAGCAUUAUGGUUGGAGGGAAAAAGGAGGGAGGAGGGCAGAUAUGAAGGGAGGAGACUAGAGGAGAGGAGAUAAAUUCACCUAUGGGUGGAUAAGCCUACUCUACUGCUCUCACUCUGACUCAUCCCCCCUCUCUUUUCAUCCUCACAUUGGUGCAUUCUGCCUGUACGCAUCAAUCAGCACACACACACACACACACACACACACACACGCGUUCACAGAGGCAGCUCCGCCUCCUCUGCAGUGUAGCAACAGCUAGCGAGGGCAGCAAUGGAGGAGCCAGCAGUGCAGCAGGAAAAAAUAGAGGGAUCGUGGGAAGGAGUGCAUGAUGGAGGGAAGGCAGACUGGAAGAAUGAGUGCUCCCUCUCCUCCCUCCUUAAACACUCCUGUCUCCUCUGCUGGUCGUCUCCCAGGGACACAGACGUCGUGGAAACGGAUGAGAGAGCCCUCGCCAAGGCAGCCGAGAUCAGAGUAAGAAGACCGCAGCAUCUAGCGCUGGAGCUGGAAAAUGCAGUGGCAGUGGAGAACUUGGAGCUUCAGGAGCAGCAGUCAGACCGCAAAGAGCUGGAGGAGACUCUGGAUAAAUUAGAGAAACACAAGGAGAAGCUGAUUCAGCAAAUAAAGUCAACCAGACAGCUCUGCUAUGAGGAGAGUCAACAGAUCCUGUCUCUGCAGGCGGUUGAGGUGCAGAAGGAGAGCCAGGUGGAGGAGUAUGAGCGGGAACUUGCCAGAGCCAGGUGGAGGCUGAAGAAGCUCAGAGAGGAGGUAAAGCAGGCCAAGAGGAAGGUGGAUGAGGCUGGAGAGAGGAACACUCCUUUGCAAGACUCUAUCAGACAGUCCUAUGAAGAAAUCCUGCAGGAGGAGCACACUUUGUACUCUCUGUCAGGAGGGGCCGUCACUCCAGAAAGCCAGCUGGAGGAGUCAACAUCUCCUGCAGAUACCACUGAAGAUGACCCGCUUCCUAUGAGGCCAUGGGGAAGGAGCCAAUCACUGCCAGCCUACGCUGACCUGAUAAUGGGGGGCAGUGGUUCGUCUUUCUGCAAUAAUCUUGCAGAUACCAGAGAAGAAGUAGAUGACAGUGAGACCAGUUCACCAAAGAUGGACAGAUCUGACAUAGAGGAUGACCCAGAAGAGGGGGAUAUCAACAAUGAAGGGGAAAAAGAGAGAGAGAACCAAGAGUCCAACAUUAACCCAAGCCAACUGGACUUCUACCAAGCGGACCCCUUUGCCCACUGUCAAAGUGACCAUGAUCUCUUCAAUGAAGAUCUGUUCCCUAAAACUGACACAUCAGAUGGAUUCACUUCAGACCCUUUCAAAGGCAGUGACCCCUUUGCAGCAGAUAUUUUGUUUCCUGAGGUGAACGUUGGUUCUGUUGAAGGGGCAGGAAAUGUUGGCGAUGAGGCGGACACCAGUCUGUCCUGUGCUGAAAAUAAAGCCUCACAAGGAACUCAGUGCUUUGAGUCAGAAUUUCCUGACGAAGACAGUGACAUAGAGAUCAGCUAUAGCCGAGAGGACCUGGACGCCAUUGCUGUGGGUGACGAUUCUUGUGGAUUUAAACCCAUCCAGAGCUCAACGGAGGAGCUGGGGCUGGAGCCCAUUCAGCGCUGGAGGUCCCAGGGUCAGUAUUCUGUAGAAUCAGACCCUAAUGGGUAUGAACUGGACCUCAGUGCUGUCUCCCCUCCCUCUGACAUAGAAGAACAAAGUUUGGGAUCUCUAGCUGGGGAGGCUAACACGGAGGCAACAGGAAGACAGGAACACGGUCUAAGUUCUGGUUCAGCUCAGGCUGUCCCUAUUCUUGGUGAGCAAGCCCUGUUUGAACAAGACUGGACGGGGGACGUAGAACAAACUCUGUCACGUGAUGUUACCUCCAAUCAGGGAACAGAAUGGAUAAGCAACACGGAAGAAGAACCCGGAAACCCUACUACCCCCCAAAAUUCGCUGGACUCCCAAAACCUCCGUAUCCAGCCUGACUCAGAUCAGAACAGAGAGCUGAGCUUUGAAUUGAGCUAUGAACCCACUAGUCAGUCUUCCUUUGACCCAUAUGGGUUUAAACUGAGCCCAGAACAUUCUAGUCACACCCUCUUGGACCCUGAUGAAGCUGAACUGAGCCCAGAGCCUGCUGAAAACUAUCUGACCUUUGACCCUGAGCCCUCCUCUUCACAUCCAGACCAACAUGACUUUGAUCCCUAUGAGUUUGACAUCACAUCCUCGCAGAUGGCACGGGACUCCGACCCUUAUGGCUUUAAACUCAGCCCAGAGGAAGAGAACCAGGAGGUACUGGAAUUGUGUGACCAUGAUAACCAGGAGGCAAUGGACCUUUGUACCUAUGAUAACAAUGAAGAAGUAGAACCCUCUAACUAUAGCAACCAGGAAGUACUGGAACCUCAUACCUAUGAAAACCAAGAAGUGCUUGAACAUUGUAGCCACAAUAACAAGGAUUUGUGUAACAAUGGAAACCAGGAGGUGCUGGAACCUUCUAGCCUUGUCAACAGGGAGUUAGUUAAUAAUGAAAACCAGGAACUCCUGGAUCUCUGCAGUCAUGACAACCGGGAGGUGGUGGAACCCUAUCGCAAUAACACCAUUGAGGAACUACUUGAACCUUGUAACUAUGAUAACCAAGAAGUGCUGGAACCUUGUAGCCAUGGCAAUCGGGAACUGCUAGAUUUCUCUCAUCCUGAAAAUCAAGAAGUGCUGGACUUCGAUAAACAUGGCAACCAAGAACUACUGGAUUUUGGUAGCAAAGAAAAUCAGGAAGUGGUUGUUUCAGGUAGCCACGACAACCAGGAACUCCUGGAUCUUGGUAGCAAUGAUGUUCAGGAAUUGCUAGACUUAGGUAGCCAUGACAACCAGGAGGUGCUGGACUUGUUGAGUAAAGAGGUUUUCCCUGAAGCAAACAAUAACCAAUGCAUUGUGGAACAAGAGCUCAAUGCCAGUCCCACCAACAGCUCAGACAGUGAUGUGGCAUCAGAGGACAUGCUGGGACUUGAACUCAGUAACACCAGUAUCUGCACUACAAACAAAACAAACACCAAUACUUCUGACACCCUCAACAUGGCUGUCAGUAACACAUCUGCUAACCAGGACUUUGCUACAUCCAAUGCUCCCACCAGUCACAGCUUGUUAGAAGGUGAUCUGGGUUCAGUGUUUGGGGCUGGAGGAUACAUCAGUUGUCCUGAUGUAGCUGAUGACCUAGAGCCUCUGGACAGAAGGCAGGCAAACCCAGUAGCAGAGCCAGUACGCCCAGUUAGACCAGUUCGGCCUCCUCGGCCCUCACUCAGGGCCAAGGAGAAGGCUCAGUCCCAGACUCAGGGCAUCGACCUGAAGUAAUCUCUCACCAACCAACACUCACGUGGGGUUCACCAUGACAUCAGGGUUCCCAUGACAACGUCAACUCUGGAUGAAGAGGAUCAGAAGAGAAGUCAGAGAACGGGCAAUGAAACAGAAGGAGCAAUGACGGAGGGAUGAUAAAAAAGACAAAAGGGAGAGAUCAUUCUUCUGUUAUUUAUGGCAAUAAUUCUACUUAUAUUUAGGUUUUGAGGUUUCAAAGGUAAACAUUGAAGUCAAUAUGGAAAGAUGAGAGGUACCAUGGGAUCAACCAACUCACCAAUUACUAUUAGGUAAACCUGAUUGGCUCCAUUUGGAGUGAUUAAUAGAAGUCAUGAUGGAAACAUUUUUCCCGCAUGGUUUUAGCCCACAUAAUGCUAAUCGAUCCACCUUAUGGUCGAUAUUAUAAGUUAUUUAUUUAACUGCCAACAGACUCCUGUGUCCUCUCCUCAGAGUCUGAUUUCAGCUUUCUGAUUUAGUUGACCUGACCUGCUUUUGACAGGGAUAAUUGGUCGACCAUGAAAAUAUUCUUUUUUCUUGGUGUUGGAGCAUGUGUAAAGUGGACUUUGACUCAUAGAUAAAACUGUGUAUAUAUUAUAUACUCUGCUAUUGUGGUUUUCAGAUUAUCUCGUGAGUUUGUAGCUUUAGGUCUAAAUUGAUUGACAGCUGUAGAGAGAGUUUGGUCAGGUCGUGCAUGUACAGUGAGUGCAUAUCAAUACUGUAACCAUGGUAACAUUCCCAGUGUUGUCAGUUAUAAGUUACUUUGAGGUACUCCUUAAAGAGUAGCAGGCUGAAAAGCAGUGUCUCACUGCCAUCUCUGGUUUAAGCCUGUUUCCCCUCUAACCACAGCAUGCUGAUGUGUGUGUGGUCAGAUAUGUGUAACAACACCAAACAGUGAUGUCACGGCAUCCUGGAGUACACCUGCGCAUCACUGCCGCAAAGGUUGUGAAGUUACAGUUGAAAACAUUUUCAGACACGAUGAUCAGGAAAAAAUGAAAACAUUAAAACAUCUGAUCUCUGAAAACUGUCAGCAUGAACAUGGCCUCAACAUGCAUUUCACUCCACCAGUGUCCCAGUUCCAUACAAUAUACUUAUAAUAUUAAAUAUAAGAACUAUGCACUAAUGUUGUCAUACAAUACAUUGAUUUUCGGAACUGUUUGGUACUAACAUAAGGACGUGCAGACAUGCAGUGUGUGAAACUAUGACUGAAAUACUACUGCCAAUUUCAAAACUGUGAGCAAACAUUGUAUUUCCAAGUGUGGCCACUGGAGUCUUCUUGUGACCACACAAGACACAGGUUAGGGUUAGAAUAACUUGAGUUGAUAUGUCAGCUGGAUUAGCUUAUUAUCCAUAUCACAGUUUUGGCAUAUAUGGUGGCUGAUGAGGACCAAAAAAUAUAAACACAGAAAUGUCAUUGAUGUGUUUUUAAAGAGUAAAAUAUGUCUCUGUCACAGAGUUUGUCCACCAGAAAGAACUGACAGGUUUAUUUUUGACACAUUAAAGUGUCUCAUAAUUGCAUAAACAAAUUUUACAUACAAAGCAGCACAAAGUCACACUCAUUUUGUAGCUGUUUCAUUACCGUCCACAAUCACUCUUUAAGUAUACUUGACACCUUUGAGCAUGUUUCAUUUAGUGUGAACACACUGCCUGCUCUAAACCUGCUUAGACGUAGUAUGAAGUCUGGAACUGGAACACAGCUGGAAUCAGGCACCGGGUAGCAUCUGACACGGCAGGUCGGUCUGUAAAGGAAGCUCUGAUAGGCCAGUGAAAAAGUCACUUCCAACAUGUUUACCCUCAUCAAACCAAAGACAUCGGAGAGGGCGAGUGAGCACAGACAGAAAUGGACUUUACAGACAGUAAAUGCUCAACCACCAUCAGCUCUGUCCAACCUCUACACAUUACACAUGGAUGUAGGCUGGCUGAGGAGAGGAGUUAGACCUGCUGGGUUAAAGGUGUCAGAUAAAACUGCAUGUCCAACAUUUUCCAUCAUUCUUUGGUGAAACCUACAAUAACUUGAAGACAGAAAACAAGCUGUAAAUACAACAUUGACAUAACAUUGACCUUUAAGUCUAUUGACCUUAUUAGGUCAACCUGUUAACAAACAGUUGCCCAUUUACACAACCAGCAGUUACAAAGCAACUGUAUCAUUCAUAUGGAGCCGUGUUUGUGUCCAACUAAUGAUUAUAAUGAAGUCCAAGUUUCACUCUCUUUCAGCUCUGAUCUAGCAGCUCCUUGUGGAAAAGGGGAUUUGCCACUUAGUCUCUUAAGUCUGUUUGCUGUUUGUUGCUGAAGAAGUAGUGCACAGUAGGUUUUUAGAGUGUUUCACUGAAAACAGCUGCCUGCUAUGAGAGCCGUGAGAGUGAACCAAAACAGUCCAGUUGUGGCAGCUAAACAGCAAGCUGAAAGCGACUAUAAAGCUUCAGAUUCAGGUGAUAAUUCUCUGUAGUGACAACUUUCACAAUGUCAAUUCAUACAUUGUUCUUUUUAUCAGUUACAGCUGCUUUAAUGUAACACGGACACUCUGAACAAACGCUGCACUCUUUCUGCUUGCUGUAGCCAACACAUCGCAUCUCCUGGUCUGCCCAACAAAGCAAUGCACAUUCGACAUACCACCUGUAGCCACUUGAUUAAGCAGUUUACAACUCCAAUGAAGUGUACGUGUAUAGAAUUGUUGUUAUAUAAAUGAAGAAUGUGAAUGUGUGAUGAAUAUAGUCAGUCCUAGACGACAGUCCACCCUCACUGGAACACACUCAGCGGGCACUGAAGGAACAUUUCAGUUAAUAUUCAGUUUCAGUUCUCACCUACCUCAUUCCUACUUUGCCAUGAUUGCAUGACAACACUGUGAACCCUGUGACAGCACUACUUUAACAAAUCAAAAUGUACACAUUGUAUAACCAAGACAUUAAAAUACAAAGUGGGUGAGUGAGUCACACUAGAAAAUGUGCUGGUUUUAUGGACAGGAAGAAGAAAUACAGUUAUAUAUAUGAAUAUGUUCAUGUGAGCUGGUUUUCACUCUUCUUUAAUUUCCUCACUUAAAUGUUGCUUUUUGUCCAAUGGACUGCUUUUUUAAAUACCCAGCACAUGGAAACACUUCUUUUUUAAUGAUGCAAACAUCAUAUCAAAAUCCUUUUCUUUUUUUUUUUUGAUAAAGCAGUCCUAUUCAUUGAUUUGCAGACAAAAACCUCAUAUAAGCAGUGGUGUUACAUGGUGUCACUAUUCUAUUAAUGAUUUGUCAACAUUUGAUAGAAACAAAAAAUAACUUAUGAACUACAAUAUUCAUAUUCAUAAAGACACAAUCAACACUGAUAGAGCCAUGACGCUCUGAUCAAACUGGUUCCAUCUUUCUGGACUUUUCUCAACUCUCCACUGAGAAAUGUGUUUUUUGCAGUUUCUUCUUCCAUGUCGAAUCACCUGAAAGAGAAUGAAGCUUCAGUCUUAUAAAUACGUGUCAACAUGUUUUCACAUUCUCAUUUUCAUUUUCUGUAUGUGAAUUCAUUCACAACUUAACAAAUGUAAAAAGAACAUAUAUAAAACAUAAAAGAAGUAUGAGCAGAUGUGUUCUGCAGAACAAGGAUUUAAGAACUUUCUACCUUGAGUCUCGUCUUAAAGCAUGAGUGGAAUAUAAGAAACGUGUUCCACGUCUGAGUUCAGUCAGAUCAACCUUCCACUAUCCAGAGCUGAUAAAUGCUGUUUCCUGACUUAAAAGAAAUGUUGUAAAUGUAUCACUGUACAUAGGCACAUGUAGCACCACACCCUCAUUCCAUGCACUGUAAAAAUGACAAGGUUAGCAAGCAAUUUUAUUUUUUGCACAGAUGGCAAAUCAAUUAUUUGACAUCGCUGACAUAUUUAUUUAUUUAUUCAUUUAUUUUCUGAUCAUUUAUUUGCAGGCUGCUUAUAAUAUCUGCUGUUACAUGACCAAGACAUGGACAUGAUCAGAAUAUUAUUGGAAGAAGUUGUCAGAGCAGAUAUUGUUUAGAGGGACUGAGAAGAUAAAGUUGCUUCUGGAGCUUUUCAUUUUUUGCAGUGUGUGUGUGUUUUCUAUGAUACAGAUGUAUGCACUUUAAAAGCCAUGGUUGAGUGAAAUGAUAUACAAAAAAACUUCUGCGUUAUGCCGCGUGAAGCCAUGGUUUCCUGUGAUGAUAAUACAUUUAUGUGUGAUGUUGUAUGUGUUGCUGUCUAAAUGUGAAGAUCUGUGUUGGAAAAAAAAAAAGAAAUAAAAGUCAUCUAUCCAGCAUGUGGCCCAGUUUACACUGUCAAAGUGGAAGACAGCCGUGUGUGACAGAAUAAACUUCAAUUCUCAGAUGAACAGAACAGAUGUGGAGAGGAAACAUCCUGAAACAUUCACAUUAUAACAACAGUGUUAAUUAACAGCUACAUGUCCAGCAGACACAGAGCAACACGAGCAUUCAUUUGGAAUCCGAAUGGAAUAUGAAUUUCUUUAUUUGUACAGAGAUUAUUUAAAACUAGGGGAAUUGUAAUGUAAGGUUUUUAUCCAGUCAGUAUUAUAGUCUCUGUGCAGGUAAGAAAAUACACAAAAAAAAAAGAAAACAUCUAUUCACUGUCUUUCUGCUGUUUUUGGUCUCCACCAGGUCCUCAAAAAAUAUUAUCUGAUCAAAGAGAGGCUAAAAAUCUCCUCCAAGCUGAGAGAAGUUGCAGAUAAUUCUCAGCAGUGUGGUUUGUCCAAGACCUGAUCAGACCAGUCAGAAAAAUACUAAAACAUCUAUUUACUAUAUAUAUAUUUAUCCUUUUUCUAUAUAUAUGUACCACAAAGUAGCUUCAAUGACGAAGGAGCAUAAGUGAGCUCUCAACGUGCACUUAAACGUCCAUUUAUUGCAGAUACAGAGCAUCCAUGUGGUAGUUAUAGCAAUAGCAGAAACAGGCUGCGUUCUACUUAAGCCCUGUAGGAGGUGCUGUAACAUUAAAAACACAGGUAACAUAACAUCAAUCAUUCAAUGUGAAAAAAUAUUUAAAAAAUCAUGGUUCAGGGAUGAACCUCACUGUUGAAUGUGUUUGUAAAUUAAUUAUGAGAUUCUGGAGAACCUUUUCAUUUUUAGUGUUUUAUUGAUUUCCUUCCUUUUGAUCAACAAAAGUUCAUCUUAUGACACAAACAAUAAUGUGAUACUGAAUCAGAGUGAGUUAGUUCAUCUAGUGCAUCACGCUAAAAGAAUAGUUGAAUAUGGAUUUGUAGAGAAGAGCUUGCUCAGGUAGUUACAUCAAGCUGCCACGUGAUGGCACUAAAGAGCUUCAUUGACUGUGCUUGUAGUGGUUAUAUUUGGUCCUAACAUCACUUUGAGUUAAAAAAAAAAAAAAA